This is a messenger RNA of Rubroshorea leprosula, 1147 nucleotides long. The record is from the annotation of a GenBank genome assembly. Lineage: Eukaryota; Viridiplantae; Streptophyta; Magnoliopsida; Malvales; Dipterocarpaceae.
GCCAACCAAAAUAACUGAAUUAAAACCCAUUGUUUGCGGCCGGUAGUUACGUUUCCAGUGGAUACUCUGCCAUGGCAGGGUCUCGAGUUCAAAUCAACAAAGCUUACAAAUCCCGUUUCUCCUGCAAAUCAUCGCGCAACCUUCACAAGACCUCCCUCAAUGAUAAGAGUCGGAUUGCGAAAUCAGAGCGUAAUGCGACGACGAAAGGAGCUCGUGAAGCUCGACAUCAGCGUAGCAAGAUGGUGAAUGAUGAUGAAUUUGUUCUUUUCCCACAUUCUGCUUCUGUGAAACUGAAUUCACUUGCGGAAGAUAUUUUAAAGUUAUUAUCUACAGAAGGUAUAGGAUAUGCGUCCUCCACCGUUGCUUCUUCAGAGUACAGACUCAGAGUGAUGGUACUACAAGCUCCUUGUCGGGAUCUAUUAUCAUGUAUGGAAAUGGCCAAGGUUGCUGAUUUGAUUGCUUUUGUGGCAUCAGCAAACUCUUUAUGUGUAGAAGGUGCAUCUGACCUUUUUGAUUCAUUUGGAAAUCAAUGCCUUUCCGUAUUUAGGUCUAUUGCUCUACCCAGAACAAAGGCUCACAGCACCUCACUGGCAAAAUCAGCGUCCUUACCUCAUUGCACAAGAGUACCUGAUGAUUCCAGUCCAGGAAAGAGUACUCUCCUUCUCACUGGUUAUAUGCGUGCACACAGCCUCUCAGUGAUUCAGUUGGUCCAUGUUUCUGGUGCGAGGGAUUUUCAGCUGUCCAAAAUUGAAAUUCUAAAAGAUCCAUCUCCUCUGAAUGCAAGAAAAGAACAGGAUGCUAUGGAUUCUGAUGAAUUAAAUGAUGCUAAGACAUGGCCAACAGAAUCAGAAAUGGCUGAGGCUGAUAGAAACCUAAAACAAAAAAAGCAAAGAAAGAGAAUUCUUCCACAUGGCACUUCUGAAUAUCAGGUUGGGAUGUCCAAGACCAAGCUUCCUUAAACUUAAGGGACUCAGAUGAUGGAACUGAAAAUGAUUCAGUCAUGAUGGAAGGAGAGAACCUGACAAGAGAACAAUUGGAGCAAGACAUUCAAAAAAUUAAACAGGCGCAUGCUGAAGAUGAGGGUAUCUCUCUAUUUAAGACAUUGUACAAUUUCAUGGGUUAUCAAAAAGAAAUGACUUUAUUUGUU